Molecule: messenger RNA, 249 nt
Organism: Echinococcus granulosus
Lineage: Eukaryota; Metazoa; Platyhelminthes; Cestoda; Cyclophyllidea; Taeniidae
Exons: 2
Coding region: 1-249 (82 amino acids)
Source: RefSeq, a predicted model, not a curated record
AUGGUAGGUUCUGCAGCAUUCCCUCUUACGGUGCUGCUUCAACAUGGAGACAUUCGAACGGCUGUUUCGAUGCCCCUUUUCGUGAAGUCUACAAAUGUGAAGAACAAAGUCUUCCGUAACGCAGAUUCCGACCCCAUCAACUGCUCCAAAGCCAAAUUUAGGUUUGCUUUGUUGAGAGACAGGGUGUUCAGUUGUGACACGGAUCAGCGGACUGAACUGCGUGAAGAAAUGAAAGGAGGCUUUUUGUGA